Penicillium odoratum is the source of this 1854-nucleotide messenger RNA. RefSeq lists its product as uncharacterized. The transcript has a single exon. Gene Ontology annotation, molecular function: copper ion binding; ferroxidase activity. The coding region runs from base 1 to 1854 and encodes 617 amino acids. Lineage: Eukaryota; Fungi; Ascomycota; Eurotiomycetes; Eurotiales; Aspergillaceae. Gene Ontology annotation, biological process: cellular response to iron ion starvation; reductive iron assimilation. Gene Ontology annotation, cellular component: high-affinity iron permease complex. The record is from RefSeq and is a predicted model, not a curated record.
AUGGCGAAUUCAGUGGGAGGUGUAUUGGCUCGCCUCGUGGCGCUGCUCACUAUCUUCCAGUGUGUGCAGGCGAAAACGGUCACUUAUGAUUUCAACGUGACUUGGGUCAUGGCCAACCCGGAUGGGUUGUUCGAUCGAAAGGUUGUCGGCAUCAACGGCCAGUGGCCUUUACCACCAAUUGAAGUGGAUAAGGGCGACAGACUGAUUGUCAACAUGUACAAUGGCCUUGGCGACAAGGAUACAUCCAUUCAUUGGCAUGGCAUGUUUCAAAAUGAGACCAACGGAAUGGAUGGCCCUUCCAUGGUGACCCAAUGUCCUAUCCCACCGGGAUCUUCGUUCACCUACAAUUUCACCAUUAAUCAACAUGGAACCUACUGGUAUCACUGUCAUACCGAUAGCUGUUAUCCGGAUGGUUAUCGGCAGUCAUUAGUCGUGCACGAUAACAGCUCCUACUUUAACGAUAUGUACGAUGAGGAAUAUACCAUUACCAUGAGUGAUUGGUAUCACAAGUUGAUGGAAGACAUCAUGCCGUCUUUUAUCACUGUUGAGAAUCCGACAGGUGCAGAGCCUCUUCCGCAAUCUUUCCUAUUCAAUGACACCUUGAAUUCCAACCUGCCUGUCAAGGCCGGAAAGACCUAUCUCCUCCGAUUGAUCAAUAUCAGCGCAUUCGUGGCUCAGUAUUUCUAUAUCGAAGACCAUACUUUCAAAAUCGUUGAGAUCGAUGGUGUUUACACCGAACCCACCGAGGCGAGCACACUCUACAUUGCUGUCGCUCAACGCUAUUCAAUUCUCGUCACCAUGAAGAACUCAACGGAGAAGAACUACCCCAUCGUGACGGUCGCGGACUCCCAGCUGUUGGACACUAUCCCGUCGAAUCUCCAAUUGAACUACACCAAUUGGUUAGAAUAUAACGCGUCAGCCGCCCAUCCCCAAGCAGACAUCACAGUCUCCUCAUGCACAGACUUGGUCCCAUACGACGAUUCAACUCUCGUGCCCUACGACAAGAUGGCUCUUCUUCCCGAUCCCGACCUGAUAAUCAACCUAACAGUCUCCAUGCAAGAUCUCGGUAACGGAGCCGACUAUGCAUUCUUCAACAAUAUCAGCUACACCAAGCCCAAAGUCCCAACAUUAUAUACCGUCCUCUCGGCAGGUGAUCAAGCCACAGAUGCAACCGUCUACGGUGACUACACCCACGCAAUGAUCCUCGAGCACAACCAAGUCGUGGAGGUCGUCGUCAACAACGGCGAUACAGGCUCCCACCCAUUCCAUCUCCACGGCCACACGUUCCAGGUCAUUAAUCGCGCCCCUGGAUACGGUGCGCACUUCUACGAUUACCUCAACGGAGACCCGGUGGCAUAUGAUCCAUCCAACCACACUGCAUUCCCGAAAUACCCCCCUCGUCGGGAUACACUCGUCCUCCCUCCGCAGGGAUACUUCGUUAUUCGCUUCGUCGCCGAUAACCCCGGUGUGUGGAUCUUCCACUGUCAUAUCGACUGGCAUCUAAUGCAGGGUCUGGCAAUGUUGAUGAUUGAAGCCCCGUCGCUGAUCCAAGAACGGGUGACCAUUCCCGAGGAGCACUACGAGGUUUGCAAAGCUGCUGGCGUGGAAUAUGAAGGAAAUGCCGCGGGUAAUACUGAGGACUACCUUGAUCUCAAGGGCCAGAACAAGCAGGUCGCUUGGUUGCCUGCUGGUUUCACGGCUAGGGGUAUUGUGGCGUUGGUGUUCUCGUGUGUUUCCGCUUUCUUGGGUAUGGCAUGCAUCUCUGUUUAUGGAGCUUCGGGUAUCCCGUCAAGUAAAAAGGGUCAAGAGCAGAUGGCUGAGACGGAGGCGAUUGAGACGCCAUAUGAGGACUGA